AUGAAUUUAAAUGAACCGGAGGAAUCGCAAUUGAAUUUUCUUAAUCAUGAAUUACAAAAGGUCAUAAAAUCAAGUAGUGGUGGUGAUAACGAUGAGGACUAUGAAAAAUUUAUAAAUUCAUCAGAUUUUAAAACAAUUUUAAGUUGUUUUGGAGGCUCGAAAAGUGAAAAGGUUAAAACAACAAGUUUGAUAUUUUUAUCAAAAUUAAUCGAAAAAUUUUACAACGAUGCAGAAAAAAACUCCAAUAAAACAACAACGUCAUCGUCAUUAUUAUUAUUGUUUAAGCAAAAAACUUUUGAAAUAAUAUCAAAUUGGACAAAUUCAACCAAAAAAAUUGAUAAAUUAUUUGGAUAUAAUGCAUUAUUAUAUAUAUUUAAAGUUUUUUAUGAAUUAGGCGAAGAAGUAUUGAACAAAGCGGGCUUUUUGGAAGAGAUGAUGGAUUGUGUUGAGUUUGAAGAUGAACAGGUACAAUUAACAAUUUUGGAAAUCUUGUCCUUGGCUUGUUCACAAAAAAACUCUAGACUUUUAAUUGCUGCAAAUUGUCAAGAAUAUUUAAAAUCUUUAAUGAUUAGUAAAAAUCAGCAUCUCAAAUCUUUGUCAGCUGUUAUUUCAACAAAGAUUUUCUUGGAUGAAAAAUCCAAAAACAACAACGACAACGACCCAAUUGUUAACAGUAUAAAUAAUAAAAAAUUAAUAACAGAUAAAGAUCAUGUCACUGCAGAAUCAGGACCAGAAGAAGAAAGAGAAGAAAUAAAAUUAGCAGGAUUAUUUAGAAAUCUGGUAUUAGAUUCUGAUUCAAAUUAUGAAGUACGUAAAAAUGCUAUUGAAGGUUUAGCAUAUUCUAGUACAAAGGCAUCAGUCAAAGAAAUGAUAAUUGAUCAUCCCACAUUACUAAAAGAGAUAUUUGAUUUCAUUUUAAACGAAUUAAAAAAAGAAGAAGAAAAAGGAGGAGGAAAACCGAUCCUAGAUAAUUCAAUACUUUAUGGAGUUGCAGUAGUUUUAUCAAAUAUUACAAUGUACAGAAAAAAAUUAGAUGAAACUGAAGAACAAAUUUUAAAGUUAAAGAAAUUAACUGGUGAAAAUAAUAACAAAAGUAAGAAUAAUGAUGAGUUGGACCCAUUGGAUGAUGAUGAACAUGUGGUUAAACGUAAUAAAAAAUUGUUAAGUAUUGGAGUUAACAAAAUACUAAUCAAACUAUCAAAAAAUCAAAGUCAAGUAAUUAAGCAACUAGUUGCAAAUAUUUAUUUAAAUCUGGCAAGAGAUCGAUCAAAUCAUGGAUUGAUGGUACAACAAGGUGCUAUAAAAGCUUUAAUUCCAUUGGCAACGAUGACAACGACAACAAUGACAACAACAGCGAAAACAACAAUGGCACCAACAAAAGGAACCAAAGAAAAUUUGCAACAAUAUGCAACACAAGCAUUAGCAAAAAUUGCAAUCACGAUGAAUCCAAAUCUUGUUUUUAGAGGCGAGCGAUCGACCGAUUUGGUGAAACCGUUGCUUAAUUUGUGUAAAAGCGAAAGUGAAUUAUGCCAGUUUGAAUCAUUGAUGGCACUGACAAAUUUAUCUAGCACAGAUGAUAAUAUCAGAUUACAUAUUUAUCGGCUUGAUGGAUUGGGUAUAGUGGAAAAUCUACAAUUAUCUGAUAAUAUAAUGGUUCGAAGGGCAGCAACAGAAUGUUUGUGUAAUUUGAUGUUUUGUGAACCAAUAUUUGAGAGGUAUAGUGACUACGAGAAAUCCAAAAAUAAAAUAAAAGUGUUGGUAGCGUUAUCAGACGUAGAUGAUUUUGAGACUAGGAGAGCGGCAAGUGGAUGUUUAGCAAUCUUGUCAACAGAUCAAAAUGUGUGCAAGAUGAUAUUGGAAAGACCAAGAGGUCUACUAACUUUAAAAGAUUUGUUGGAUGAGCAAUCUGUUGAAUUGCAACAUCGAAGUGUCGAGUGUUUGAAAAAUAUAGCAUCCACAAAUAAUAAAGAAAUGGUGGAGAAAUUGGUCGAGUCAGGUAUACAUAAGAAAUUAAUUGAAUUAGUCAAAAGGAAUAAAGAGCAAGUGGUAACAGCGACUUGUGUAGAAACAUUAAAAGAAAUUUCAAAACAUCUAUUUGAUGAUGAUUUUUUGCUAGAUUGUUCAGCUUUAGGAAUUUUAUCCUCAAGAACACCAUUCUCAUAUUUAGCAACGACAUUAUCAGCUUUCACAUUACGUGUGAGUGCAAUUUUACCAGAAAUAUAG
This is a messenger RNA of Entrophospora sp. SA101, 2223 nucleotides long. The record is from the annotation of a GenBank genome assembly. Lineage: Eukaryota; Fungi; Glomeromycota; Glomeromycetes; Entrophosporales; Entrophosporaceae.